AUGCUGGUGGCAGAGCGUAUUGGAGAUGCAACUGCCCGGAACGCGUUACUUGGCUUGGUUCAACCAUGUAACCUACUCAUGAGCUGGGAGUUAUCAGCAGAGGAACAAACCUCUAUCAAAAGUAAACUUGAAAUAUGGAACAUGUACCUGGAAUCGCUGCUUACAAGUGGAAAAAUCAAAAUCAAUAUUUUCACUAUAAACCAGCAUCUUCUUCAGCACUAUCCUCUCAUGAUUGACGCAUAUGGCCCACCUCAUGCAUAUAGUGCCAGAUCCGUGGAACAGGCAAUUGGUGAAUACUUAAGGGCUAUCAAGAGUAAUUCUGCUAUAAAUGUUAACACUGGCAAUAUAAUGCUUGGCUUAGCACAAAUACAACAAGCAGAGGCCGGAGCCACUGUCAUGAUUACAGAAGAAAGAACAGCACGACACUUACAAUAUGAAGAUUCCACUGCUGGUUGGCCAUUGACAGAUGAGGGUGAGCGUGUUGGUGCUGGGUCUGAUAUUGAGUUCUGGGGGCCUUUGAGAAAUAGAACGAUCCGAGAUAGUUUUGAAGGCAUUUCUUGUCUUUCAGAACUUCUUGAAGACUUCUACGAAUCAAAGGGGGAAGAGUGUAGUAUGAUUGAAGCAGCUAUACAAACUAGCCGCAAGGCAUUUGUCAAUGGUUGUGUGAUUGACUCUGCACUCGACCAAAAUUGUCACAAGCUCAACAACAAGAGAUGGCCACUUGCUCUUGUAGAGAUUGCGGCAGUCCGUUUGGUAAAUGGUAUACCAGUUGUUAACAAUGGGCAAAUGAAGCCAAAGGUAGUUCACCUGGCAGAUGUCAAAGAAUUGGUUGGUUUGGUGAAGUUGGACGCGACUAUAAAUACAACAACAACAACAACAACAACAACAACAUACAUAGUGUGGUCAGAGCUUAACUGCGGCUCAAAAUUGUCACUUGGUUCUCUUGCAGACCUAUAA
Molecule: messenger RNA, 957 nt
Organism: Phycomyces blakesleeanus NRRL 1555(-)
Lineage: Eukaryota; Fungi; Mucoromycota; Mucoromycetes; Mucorales; Phycomycetaceae
Exons: 3
Coding region: 1-957 (318 amino acids)
Source: RefSeq, a predicted model, not a curated record